AUGUCCUCGCCGGCGGCGGUCGUGAGCAGCUGCCUUGUCCGUGUGAUCCAUCCGCAGAGCCGGUUCAGGCCCUAUAGGGCGGAACAAGUCGAGGAAAGGUCGCGGCUCCUCUCCAAGAUGGACGCUUCUACAGGGAGGCGUACGAUUAUUAGUGAUGGUCAGGGUGACAUGCAAAACGAUAUUGAUUUUCAAACAGAUAGAUGCAGUACUGGUGGUUCGGAGCAGGGUAUCACGGUAUUUAUUUUUGCAGCUUGCUUGCUUGCCUGCCUGCUGGCUUAUGCAGACUGCAUGCCAAAAAUCUAUAUGGGGUGUUUCUCAAAUAUUCCUCACACCUAUGUCUCUGCUAACUGCUUUGCAGCUUACUUUGGUGCUAACCUAUCUCAAAUUGGUACUCUUCUCCCACCCAAAGAGAAAGUUCACGUAUAUGGGGAUGGCAAUGCCAAAGGGAUUUUCGUGGACGAAGAUGAUGUUGGAACAUACGUAAUCAAGUCUAUUGAUGAUCCUCGGUCAUUGAACAAGACAAUUUAUAUAUACAAACCGCCGGAAAACAUAUUUAGUCAGAAUGAGCUGAUUGCUAAAUGGGAAAAGCUAUCAGGAAAAGUUCUUGAGAAGAUUCCUAUUCCGUCUGAUGAAUUCUUGGCCUCAAUGGAAGGUGCGGACCAUACUUAUCAGAUAGUAGUCGGACAUGUCUACCACAUUUUCUACGAGGGCUGCUUGACAAACUUUGAAAUUGCGGACGAUGAAGAAGCUUCUCUACUCUACCCAGAGGUUCAGUACACCCUGAUGGACAAGUACAUGGAACGCUAUUUCUAAUAAAAUAAUAUAUGAACCUCAACAUCUUUAUCAGCACAAGACA
This is a messenger RNA of Lolium rigidum, 856 nucleotides long. RefSeq names its product isoflavone reductase homolog. Lineage: Eukaryota; Viridiplantae; Streptophyta; Magnoliopsida; Poales; Poaceae. The transcript has 7 exons. Bases 1 to 813 code for a protein of 270 amino acids. The record is from RefSeq and is a predicted model, not a curated record.